AUAGGGUAAGCAUUAAAAAAAAAUCAAGAAAUAGACCAUGGACUUGAGGUGUUUUUGGUCGUCAUCGUCUUUGACCAUCUCCUUCUUUCCUUUCACAUUCAAGUGAUUCAUCCCUUAAAUCUUGUUUCUUCCACUGCCAUCAUAGUUGUCUUUACUUCAUCACAUUUGUUGUAAUUUGAAACCACUAGAUGGAAAAUUGCUGGGCAUAUCUAUGCCGUAUGAUCAAGAAACAAAAACGAAAGGAGAAACCCCAAAAACUGGUGGUGCUAAUAAGGCCAACGGAAAAAGGGAUUAGGUCUAGAUACGAGUUAGGGAGGGAACUAGCAAGAGUAGAAUUUAGAACUAUAUACUUUUGCAAAGACAAAAUUACGGGAGAGGAACUUGCGUGCAAGUCGAUUUCCAAGAAUAAGCUUAAAACAGCUACUCUUAUUGAAGAUGUGAGAAGAGAGGUUGCUAUCUUGAGGCAUUUACCUAAACACCCUAACAUCGCUUCCUUGGAGGAUAUUCAUGAAGACGACGAUCACGUUCAUCUUUUAAUGGAAUUCUGUGAAGGUGAUGCGCUUUUCGAUCGAAUCGUUGCUAGAGGACAUUACACAGAACGCGCCGCAGCUUCUGUCAUCAAGACCAUCGUGGAAGUUGUUCAGAUGUGCCACAAACAUGGUGUGAUGCAUCGGGAUCUUAAACCCGAGAACUUUUUAUUUGCUGGCAAGAAGGAAACCUCACCUUUGAAGGCUAUUGACUUUGGUUUGUCAACUUUCUUUGAACCAGGUGAAAGAUUUAAUGAGAUAGUUGGAAGUACAUAUUACAUAGCCCCUGAAGUUUUAAAAAGAAAUUAUGGCCCUGAAGUUGAUAUCUGGAGUGCUGGAGUCAUUCUUUACAUCUUACUUUGUGGUGUCCCUCCCUUUUGGGCAGAAACGGAGCAGGGAGUUGCUCAAGCAAUUAUACGGUCAGUUCUUGACUUCAAAAGGGAGCCAUGGCCAAAGGUUUCUGAUAAUGCAAAAGACCUUGUUAAGAAGAUGCUUGAUCCUGAUCCUAAGCGCCGGCUUACUGCACAGGAAGUGUUAGAUCAUCCAUGGUUGCAGAAUGCAAGGACAGCUCCUGAUGUUGCAUUAGGAGAAACCGUUAGAGCAAGGCUGAUUCAAUUUUCAGUAAUGAACAAACUUAAGGAAACAGCAUUGAUGGUGAUUGCAGAUCAUUUGUCUGUAGAAGAAGUUUCUGGAAUUAAAGAGGGAUUCCAUGUGAUGGACACAAAAAAUAAUGGAAAAAUUAACAUUGACGAUCUUCGAGUAGGGUUGCAAAAGCUAGGCCACCAAAUUCCUGAUGCAGCUAUCCAAAUACUUAUGGAAGCAAGCGAUGUAGACAAAGAUGGUUACCUAGAUUUUGGAGAGUUUGUCGCCAUUUCUAUUCAUCUCAGAAAUAUAUCCCAUGAUGAACACCUCCUUAGAGCAUUCCAAUUUUUUGAUAAAAACGAAUCUGGGUAUAUUGAACUUGAGGAGUUAUGUAAUGCAUUAGCUGAUGAGAUUGACAAAAACAGUGAAGUAAUUAAUGCAAUUAUGCAUGAUGUGGACACAGACAAGGAUGGAAAAAUAAGUUAUAUAGAAUUUGCUGCAAUGAUGAAGGAUGUAACAUAUUAGAGAAAAGCAUCAAGGCAGUAUUAGCCGGAGAGGUUUACCAGUCUAAGUCUGAAACUGAUGAAGGAGGCAUCAAUAAAAUUUAACAUGACUUCAGAAAAUGGCUAAUUUUCUAUGAAGUGAUUCCGACACGGACACUUCGACGUCCAUGAUGUCAAAAUAUAGGACAUCGACACUGUUAUAUAUAAUAGAGUAUUUCAGUUUUAUCUAUCAAUCUAUGAUUAAAAAAAUUUGAAAAUAUUCUAAUCAAAAUUAAUAUAUUUAAUUCUUUA
Lathyrus oleraceus (garden pea) is the source of this 1903-nucleotide messenger RNA. RefSeq names its product calcium-dependent protein kinase 32. Gene Ontology annotation, molecular function: ATP binding; protein kinase activity; calcium ion binding. The record is from RefSeq and is a predicted model, not a curated record. The transcript is spliced from 8 exons. NCBI's taxonomy places the organism in Eukaryota, Viridiplantae, Streptophyta, Magnoliopsida, Fabales, Fabaceae. The coding region runs from base 189 to 1634 and encodes 481 amino acids. Gene Ontology annotation, biological process: protein phosphorylation.